This is a messenger RNA of Acaromyces ingoldii, 1146 nucleotides long. RefSeq lists its product as hypothetical. Gene Ontology annotation, cellular component: plasma membrane. The record is from RefSeq and is a predicted model, not a curated record. Gene Ontology annotation, molecular function: acetate transmembrane transporter activity. The coding region runs from base 236 to 994 and encodes 252 amino acids. The transcript has 4 exons. NCBI's taxonomy places the organism in Eukaryota, Fungi, Basidiomycota, Exobasidiomycetes, Exobasidiales, Cryptobasidiaceae.
CUCCAGAUGCGUACUGAUGGCAGGAGAAAGAAGGAUUGUUGUCGGCCCUUCAGAGCUUGGACGCUUGUCUUUCUGGAUCGAUUGGUGAUGAGGUCCCUAGAGCCCCACAAGGACUUUUGUGCUUGCUAACUCCCCCGGCCAUCCCUUUCCUUCGCAACUUCCUUUCCUCCUAACCAUUGCUCGAAUUCUCGUCGUCCAUUUCGUACACCAUAAACAAUCCUUCACAGCGACAACAAUGAGCCGCACACUUUCAGAGCAGCUGGGUUUCAAGCCUGACCCUCAUGCGCCUGAGCAUAUCACGCAUGGCGGCCAGAAGCUGACUCGAGUCUAUACCAAGGGCGGACACGAGCUCGACAGCCAGCAGAAAGGUCUCCCCGUCUACCAUCGCAGGAUCGCCAACCCUUACCCAGUCUUUGCCAUCGGUAUCGGCGCCUCGCUCUUGACCCUGGGCCUCGUCUUUGUUGAGGCCCGAGGCCUGCAGAACCCGCAAAUUCUGCUCAACAUCGGUCUGCCUCUCGGUGGCAUUGGCGUCAUGACUGCGGCAAUGUUUUCCUUUGCUGAGGGUAACACCUUCUUGGCCACGGCUGCUGGCACUCUUGCUGGCCUGGUCGGCGGAAUUUCCCUCGUCUUUUUGCCCUGGACGGGCAUUCAGCAGGCGUACCUCGAAGAGGCAAACGGCGAUGUUGUCAUGGGACUGGCCGAACUCAACAAGGCCGUUGCUUUCCUCUUCUUUGGCGCAAUGAUUCCUGUCUUUGGCCUGCUCCUCGCCUCCUUCAAGACAGCUAUCCCCCUCUCGAUCUCCGCCUUGCUCAUCGUGAUCGCCCUCAUCAUCCAAGGAACGGCCUACUUGAACCCAAUGGUUUCGCUCACAAAGACGGCGGGCGCCUUAUUCAUCAUUGUCGGCAUCCUCCUCUUCUACUCCGCCACGGCCGUCUUGCUCCAGGAAGAAGGCGUCAAGAUUCUCCCUGUCUUGCCCCUUCCCCGUAUGGAGUAAGAGCAAACUACGCAGUCCCUUUCUUCAAAGCACACUUCCGGGCCCAGCCUCUGACUCGACGAUCUUUGCGAUUGUGCGAUAGAUGUUGCCUGCACGUUGCUGUACAUAGAAUGAAAUGAGAGUCUUACGUGAAGACAAGCAGAGAAACAGGC